This is a messenger RNA of Anopheles aquasalis, 1476 nucleotides long. RefSeq names its product vacuolar fusion protein CCZ1 (gene Ccz1). Gene Ontology annotation, biological process: vesicle-mediated transport. The record is from RefSeq and is a predicted model, not a curated record. Lineage: Eukaryota; Metazoa; Arthropoda; Insecta; Diptera; Culicidae. Gene Ontology annotation, cellular component: intracellular membrane-bounded organelle; Mon1-Ccz1 complex.
UCUUGAAAAUGAGUAAUCGCGUACUAAAAGCUGAACUUUCUUUGCGAAGUUUUUACAUAUUUAACUCAGCCUUUGGCCCAAAAGAGGGUGAAGAGGAAAAGAAGGUGCUUUUCUACCAUCCACAGGACUCGGAUAUCGACACCAAGAUAAAAGAUGUGGGGCUUAGUGAAGCGAUUAUCAAGUUCAGCAACACAUUCGCCAACGAUGAUAGCGUGCAGACGCUUCACACGCAGAAAAGCUGCCAGUUUUACUAUCAACCGGAGCCGGGCUACUGGAUGAUCAUGACCCUGAACGUACCGUUUGAGCGCAAAACGCGUGACACCGGUGACUACAAUGAGUAUCACGGUGAUGCAAUCCACGACACCGUCUACCAGUCUGUGUUACGCCAAUCGUACCGGCUGUUCCGCAUGUUCAACGGUACCUACGCGGAGAAUCUGCAACAAAGCGACGAUCUGGACGCGCAGGCGAAUCUGAUCGGACAGUUGGAAUCAUUUUACCAAAGCUACAUUCUGCAUCUGCAGAUGAAGAGGUGUGACGUGGGCGAUGCAUUCGGGAGCGUGCAGUAUCUGCCCCUGAACCAGCUGCUGUUUUUGCGGGUACAAAAUUUCAUUAACAUGAUCGAGGCCACCUUCGAACCGAUCAAACAUUGCAUCUUCCUGUACCACGAUCAGGUCGUGUGGAGUGGCAUUAACCCGACCGAUCUGUACACCAUGUACGAGUACUUCCACAGUCCCAUGUUCGAUCUGAACACCAGUCCCGAGCAGGCCCGGUCGGUGUACGUGAGUGAGCAGGGUAAAACAAAGCGCUACUCACUGAUGGUAUGCCGGAAGGUGCAGAGUAUUACCCUGUGUCUGCUGCUCGAUUCAGCCGACAGCGAGCAAUCGCUGUAUCACGAGCUGAAUGCCGUCAUAAAUCCACAGCUAACGAGCAUUUCCUCCGACAUUGGGGCACAUCUGCAACACAGUGGAGAAUCGAACCAUGGGUUCGGUUGUUCGGGCAGUAGUAAAGACGAGUCCGUCUCGGCUCCCAAGUUUAUCUAUUUCAACGAGCUGAACCUGCAGCACAGGGGUACAGUACGGUUAGGACCGGCACAGUAUCCAACGAUCGGUGGCAGUGGCAGUAGCGGCAGCAGCAGUAACAGUGGCGGAAACAGCGGUAGUAGCUUACCGAACGACGUCAUGAACUUGAUCGUCGACCUGCUGGACGAUGCGCGUAGCAAUGAGCGAGCGAAUGUGACCGAUGAAACGAUCGUCAAAACACACGACGAUUAUUGGAUCGUGAAGCGAAGCUGCAAUGCGCGGCACGUGUUCAUCGUCCUCAACAAGAGCUCCACGCUGAUCGACGUGACGGAGGAAACGAAGAAAAUACUGGACCAAAACGUGAAGGGAAUUUUCUUUUAGUUCUCUCCAGAGAACCUCCUGUUAACUGCUGCAGGCAGUCUAAUAAAAGUGCGAUAUAUAUACUUCCGUUAUCCUA